CUACAAAAUGUACCAUCGGGUUACUAUAGUUGAACUGUGGUAUUUGUUUAAAAACCAUAUUAACUACAAAAUGUACCAUCGAGUUACUAUAGUUGAACUGUGGUAUUUGUUUAAAAACCAUAUUAUCUACAAAAUGUACCAUCGAGUUACUAUAGUUGAACUGUGGUAUUUGUUUGAAAACCAUAUUAACUACAAAAUGUACCAUCGAGUUACUAUAGUUGAACUGUGGUAUUUGUUUGAAAACCAUAUUAUCUACAAAAUGUACCAUCGAGUUACUAUAGUUGAACUGUGGUAUUUGUUUGAAAACCAUAUUAUCUACAAAAUGUACCAUCGAAUUACUAUAGUUGAACUGUGGUAUUUGUUUGAAAACCAUAUUAACUACAAAAUGUACCAUCGAGUUACUAUAGUUGAACUGUGGUAUUUGUUUGAAAACCAUAUUAACUACAAAAUGUACCAUCGAGUUACUAUAGUUGAACUGUGGUAUUUGUUUGAAAACCAUAUUAACUACAAAAUGUACCAUCGAGUUACUAUAGUUGAACUGUGGUAUUUGUUUAAAAACCAUAUUAUCUACAAAAUGUACCAUCGAGUUACUAUAGUUGAACUGUGGUAUUUGUUUGAAAACCAUAUUAUCUACAAAAUGUACCAUCGAGUUACUAUAGUUGAACUGUGGUAUUUGUUUGAAAACCAUAUUAUCUACAAAAUGUACCAUCGAGUUACUAUAGUUGAACUGUGGUAUUUGUUUGAAAACCAUAUUAUCUACAAAAUGUACCAUCGAAUUACUAUAGUUGAACUGUGGUAUUUGUUUGAAAACCAUAUUAACUACAAAAUGUACCAUCGAGUUACUAUAGUUGAACUGUGGUAUUUGUUUGAAAACCAUAUUAACUACAAAAUGUACCAUCGAAUUACUAUAGUUGAACUAUGGUAUUUGUUUGAAAACCAUAUUAACUACAAAAUGUACCAUCGAAUUACUAUAGUUGAACUAUGGUAUUUGUUUGAAAACCAUAUUAACUACAAAAUGUACCAUCGAGUUACUAUAGUUGAACUAUGGUAUUUGUUUGAAAACCAUAUUAACUACAAAAUGUACCAUCGGGUUACUAUAGUUGAACUAUGGUAUUUGUUUAAAAACCAUAUUAACUACAAAAUGUACCAUCGGGUUACUAUAGUUGAACUAUGGUAUUUGUUUAAAAACCAUAUUAACUACAAAAUGUACCAUCGGGUUACUAUAGUUGAACUAUGGUAUUUGUUUGAAAACGAUAUUAACUACAAAAUGUACCAUCGAGUUACUAUAGUUGAACUGUGGUAUUUGUUUGAAAACCAUAUUAACUACAAAAUGUACCAUCGAGUUACUAUAGUUGAACUGUGGUAUUUGUUUGAAAACCAUAUUAACUACAAAAUGUACCAUCGAGUUACUAUAGUUGAACUAUGGUAUUUGUUUGAAAACGAUAUUAACUACAAAAUGUACCAUCGGGUUACUAUAGUUGAACUAUGAUAUUUGUUUAAAAACCAUAUUAACUACAAAAUGUACCAUCGAGUUACUAUAGUUGAACUAUGGUAUUUGUUUGAAAACCAUAGUAACUACAAAAUGUACCAUCGAGUUACUAUAGUUGAACUAUGGUAUUUGUUUGAAAACCAUAGUAACUACAAAAUGUACCAUCGGUUUACUAUAGUUGAACUAUGGUAUUUGUUUAAAAACCAUAUUAACUACAAAAUGUACCAUCGAGUUACUAUAGUUGAACUAUGGUAUUUGUUUAAAAACCAUAUUAACUACAAAAUGUACCAUCGAGUUACUAUAGUUGAACUAUGGUAUUUGUUUAAAAACCAUAUUAACUACAAAAUGUACCAUCGGGUUACUAUAGUUGAACUAUGGUAUUUGUUUGAAAACCAUAUUAACUACAAAAUGUACCAUCGAAUUACUAUAGUUGAACUAUGGUAUUUGUUUGAAAACCAUAUUAACUACAAAAUGUACCAUCGAGUUACUAUAGUUGAACUAUGGUAUUUGUUUGAAAACCAUAUUAACUACAAAAUGUACCAUCGGGUUACUAUAGUUGAACUAUGGUAUUUGUUUGAAAACUAUAUUAACUACAAAAUGUACCAUCGGGUUACUAUAGUUGAACUAUGGUAUUUGUUUGAAAACCAUAUUAACUACAAAAUGUACCAUCGGGUUACUAUAGUUGAACUAUGGUAAUUGUUUGAAAACCAUAUUAACUACAAAAUGUACCAUCGGGUUACUAUAGUUGAACUAUGGUAAUUGUUUGAAAACCAUAUUAACUACAAAAUGUACCAUCGGGUUACUAUAGUUGAACUAUGGUAUUUGUUUGAAAACUAUAUUAACUACAAAAUGUACCAUCGAGUUACUAUAGUUGAACUAUGGUAUUUGUUUGAAAACUAUAUUAACUACAAAAUGUACCAUCGAGUUACUAUAGUUGAACUAUGGUAUUUGUUUGAAAACCAUAUUAACUACAAAAUGUACCAUCGAGUUACUAUAGUUGAACUAUGGUAUUUGUUUGAAAACCAUAUUAACUACAAAAUGUACCAUCGGGUUACUAUAGUUGAACUAUGGUAUUUGUUUGAAAACUAUAUUAACUACAAAAUGUACCAUCGAGUUACUAUACCAUGGCCUGCAUUUUGUCACGUUUACCACAACUUUCAUUUCUACACCACUGCCUUAGACUUUCUUAAAAACGUUUUAUUUUGUUUUAUAGUAAACUCAGCCUCAUGACAGCAGAUGAAAUAUGAAGCCAUGUGAUGUAUGGAAAAGUUGUCUGGGGGUUUUUAUGUUCAAGAAAUGUAUAAGGGUGCCGUUUUGUCCGAGAAAGAUGAGAGGGUCAGUCGUUUUUGCGAAACAUUUUGUUCACAUGAACUAAUUGAGGUUUUUCCUCAAUAGUAUUUUUGUGUUUUAUUUAGGAUUACUAUUUGUCAUUAGAAUAAAUAGUGUAUCAGUUGCUGUGUUUAUAGGUCAGAAGGUGAACUGUAGUGUUUGAGUGGAUUUAAAGUACAGCUUUUGAUUAAAUAAACCUUCUGUGUACAGCAUAUUUCACCACAUUUUCAUUCUCUUCAGAACAAUCCAGAUUUGUCCUUAUUCGUUUGUUUAGAGUUUAUUGAAGCUGAUGCCAUUUUUUGAAUGUUUAAAUACUUUUUCCUAUCCAUUAUUAUUAUGCAGAGACAACUAAAAGCCAUUUGUAGUGUUGAUUUCCCCAAAAGGGGUUGAAAACCAUUACAAAAAUUAAACAUAGUAUUGCUGUAGUAAUAUUGUAGUAACCAAUGUUUGAGGAAGCUAAUUAAACUGUAGCCUAAGUUGUGAGUAGCUUUGAAGCUAGUCAAGUUGCUCUUUUAAAAAAAGUAGUUACUGUAGCUACACUACAAGUUACUAAUGAAAAGGUAACUCACUAACUUCGUGUGGAGUUAAAGUUUGCUUAUUUUGGCAGGGACUUCUUUGUGGGGAGUGCUUCAUACACAGCUACACUGAAUAGUCACAAUGGACAAGGACAUCAUUUUGCCGGUGUUUUUUUUUUUUUUACUUACGUCUCAGCAUUAAUGUGCAGCAUUAAAUAGAGGCUGGUUGACAAUUCUAUUUUUGCUGGAUUGCACGCGCUCGACAUCCGUCCAUGCCUUCAUCAGCAGCAGAAUCUUGCAGUGUAAAGGUAUGCAAGACGUGCCUUAUUUCUGAAUAUAAAUGAGAAAACACCCUAUUUGUUUAACUAAACCGCAGCAAUGAACUAAACAUUUUGCUUAAAAAACGAAGGCAAAGACCCUUUAAGAGGGGCUCAAGUGAAUCAUUUAUGUGAACUAGUUAAUUCACAUUAACCAUUCGAAUGAACCCAUUCACUAAAAUGGAUAAGAGAUCCCAACGUUAAAUACAAACCCAAUUCUGACAAAGUUGGGCGACAGCAUGAAAAAUGCUAAUAAAAACAAAAGAGUGAUUUGUAAAUGAUAUUCACCCUGCUAUAUUACUAUAUUGAAAACACUGCAACUAACAUUAUAUUAUGUUUUAUAUUGUGAAUUUCAAAUCAGAUGAUUGCAACACACUCCAUAAAAGUUGAGAUGGGCAAUUUUAGACUAAUAACAAUUUGACAAGUUAAAAUAAGGCGAUGUGAAACAGGUGAGGCAGUCGUGUCAUCGUAUAUAAGGAGCCUCCAAAAACAGCCUAGUCCUUCAAGAGCCAGGAUCAUUCGAGACUUGUCAAUUCGCCAACAGACGCUUCAGCAAAUAAUCCAGCACUUUAAGAAAAAUGUUCCCCAAAGACAAAUUGGAAGGAUUUGGGGUAUUUCACCCUCUACAGUGCACAAAAUAGUUAAAAGAUUCAAGGAAUCGGGUCAAAUCUCCUUGUGUAAAGGUCAAGACGAAAACCACGUCUGAAUGCUUGUGAUCUCUGAUCCCUCAGAUGUCACGGUCUUAAAAAACGUAAUUUAUCUGUAAUGUAUAUCAUGAGCAUGGUCCUGAGAUAACUUCAGUAAACCUUUGUUAGUCAAUCCACAGAUGCAAGUUAAGACUUUACUAUGUAAAGGAGAAGCCGUACAUCAACACUGUCCAGAAGCGCUGACGGGUUCUCAGGGCUCUGUCUCAUUUUAGAUGGAAAGUAGAACAGUGGAACUGUGUUUUGGUCCACUGAUUCCACAUUUCAAAUAGUUUUUGAAAAACACAGCCAUCAUGUUCUCUGGGCCAAUGAGGAAAAGGACCAUUAAAGCUGUUAUUAGCGUCAGGUCCAAAUGUCAUUUGUCUUUAUGGCCCAGUGGGGUAACUCGCUCAUCUGUGAGGGCACCAUUAAUGCAGACAGAUAUAGACAAAUUUUGGAGCAGCAUAUACUGCCAUCCAGCACUGUCGUUUCCCUGCAUUUUCCAGCAGGACAAAUUCAAACCACACACUGGUCGAAUAACAGAGAGUGUGGGUGCUAGAUUGGCCUGCCUUCAGUCUCCAAUUGAGAAUGUGUGGAGCAUUAUGAAGCGCUCAAAACAGCAAAGAAGACCCUAUACAAUUGUGCUGCUAAAGACCAACAUAUUGGAUGAAUGGGGGGAAAUUCCACUUUCUAAACUUAACAAACUUCUCUUCAGUGCCUAAAUGCUUUAUAAGUGUUAUUAGAAGAAAUGGUGAUGUUUCACAGUGGUAAACACCCGACUGUCACAACUUUUGUUGAGUGUGUUGCAAUCA
Xyrauchen texanus (razorback sucker) is the source of this 5145-nucleotide messenger RNA. RefSeq lists its product as uncharacterized. Bases 8 to 1489 code for a protein of 493 amino acids. The transcript has 6 exons. Lineage: Eukaryota; Metazoa; Chordata; Actinopteri; Cypriniformes; Catostomidae. The record is from RefSeq and is a predicted model, not a curated record.